AAGAUAGUGAAUAUAUAUAUGGUAUAUACUUCAGGAAACGAAUUGACUCGCAUUACUCAUGGAUUUUACUGCAUUUUCACUGCAUUUUGUGUGUCUGUCAUUGUCCUUUGGCACAAGUUUCGCCAUUUUACGGCAUGGCCUAAAUGAUUGCAGUCACCCGGAAAGCGUUCCGUAUAACCGUAAGGUUCUUAAAAGUAAAUUGGUUCCGUUUCAACAGUAUUCAUACUUUCAUGGUUGGGUUACUAAGUACAGGCAUCAAUAUGUCUAUGAAGAUGAGACUGCCUACAGGACCGUAAUGAGACCCAGUUGCUGUGAGGGCUACGAAGGAUCCGUUGAGAACUGCAAACCUGUCUGCAGACAACAGUGUCCUCAACAUGGAUUCUGCUCGUCCCCCAAUACUUGCAGUUGCAAUGCGGGCUACGGCGGUAUCGACUGCCAUCCCGUUUGCCCAACGGUAUGUGGAAAAAACGAGUUUUGCGAUCGCCCCGGAGUCUGUAGCUGCCAAAAUGGCUACAAACGAACUUCUCCCAGCGACAAUUGCCUUCCAGUUUGCGAAAAGGAAUGUGGACACCAUAGCUUUUGCUCGGAGCCCGGGAAAUGCGAAUGUGAACCUGGGUACGAGAAAGUGGGAAACGGCACCGUCUUUCCAGAUGGAUACAAGAACAAUUCAAAUGGCAAUUGCUCGCCCAUUUGCCCAAAGGAUUGUGGCCAAAACAGCCGAUGUGUGAGGCCAGGUGUGUGCGAGUGUGAAAAUGGAUAUGCCGGUGACGACGGAGGCACCAAUUGCCGACCCGUGUGCUCCACUUGCCCGGAGAACGGAUUAUGCUUGAGUCCCGGCGUUUGUGUCUGCAAGCCGGGCUACGUAAUGAGAAAUGAUCUCUGCCAGCCGCAUUGCGAAAAGUGCUCGGAUAACGCACACUGCGUGGCGCCCAACCAAUGCGAGUGCUUUCCGGGCUAUGAGUCGUCGGGGGCGGACAAGAAGUGCGUACCCAAGUGCAGCAAGGGAUGUACCAACGGCUUUUGCUUUGCACCGGAGACUUGUGUUUGCAGUAUUGGCUAUCAAAUGGGUCCCAAUCAAGUCUGUGAGCCAAAAUGCAGCCUAAACUGUGUUCAUGGCAAGUGCACCAGUCCAGAAACCUGUACCUGCGAUCCGGGUUAUCGCUUCAAGGACAACUCCCAUCACGAAUGCGAUCCUAUUUGCGACAGUGGCUGCAGCAACGGACACUGUGUGGCACCCAAUUUUUGUAUAUGCCACGAUGGCUAUCAGCUCAAUAGCACAAAUCCUGUCACUUCUAUGUGUCAGCCGAUCUGCAAAGGCUGCCAAUUCGGAGACUGUGUGGCACCGAAUGUGUGCGAGUGCAACGUGGGCUAUGAGAAUAUUAACGGACUAUGCGAGUUACAAACCACGACGGACUCCUAUGAAUACAGCACCACAACUGUGGAGUUGCAAUCAUCAACUGUAGACCCUCAACUGCAGACAUCAACCAGCGAGGUUCCGCACUCAAAUUGCACUGCCGGUUGCAUGUGCUGGAUUGAAUACGAUGGGAUGGGUACUUUCAAUACAGCCAAGUGUGCCAAGAUCUGUGUUGAUCCCCAGGACAAGCCGUGCCUCAAUUUGGACAAUUGCCAAUGCGAUUUAUCGAGUGGUCAACUGGUGUGCCAAGAGGAUAGUGACAUGGAUUACAGCGGGGAGAAUUCGCGAUACGUUUGUCAUAUUUUGCCAGAGCAGGGGGCAAGAUCAGAGGCUGAGGUACGGAUUCCUGACCGAACUGGAUCGUCUAACAAGUGGAUGAUUAUCGUAGGCUCCUGCGCUGGAAUGAUCAUUGGUGUGGCCGCCACAAUCAUUGGCAUAAAGUACUAUCGACGUUCUACCUCUAGGCGAAAUUUUGAAGCCGAAGAAGCCAUUGUUGAAUGUGAUUUUGAAUAGUUUGAAUCCACACAAAAUCACUUAUCCUUUCAAAAUCGCUUGUAAAAUUGUUAAAUUACUUGAAUUAAAAAAUGUAAUAACAUGAAAUAAAUUUAUAAUAAUAAUUAUAAUAAUUAUUUGUUGGUAAUGUCCUCAAGCUUAAAAGAAUAACUGGACCAUUUAGGUACGGAAUGCAGGACUCACUAUAAAUGUAAGCAAAUGUCAAUUGUGCUUACUUAAAGUUGACUAUCUAGGUUUCAUCAAAAGAGGGUACUUUACAAGUACGAGAUAUAUAUUACGUCUAACUGUAAUAGUUAAGAAGAUUUAUACGAAUACUUUACGAGUACUGGAAAAGAAAACGCUGAUACCAACCAGUCGUAUCAGCGUUUCCUUUUUCAGUACUUGUCAUAUAUGUAUCUAUUCCCAUACAGAGUUUCUGUGUGGUUAAUCAAUCCAAUAGAUAAAACGCACGCUUUAAUAAAUCGUGAUAUCAAACAUAUAUUUUGGCCAAACACUUCCUCCACACGGAGGAGCUUUCAAUAGCUGUUGUAAAGGCAGAGUUUUUGUAAUGCUCUAAAACUGUAUAACUUUUCAUAAUAACAAUACAAUGCAAAAAAACCGGAAACUUGCAGUUUUAUAAACUGAUCAAAUCCGUGAAGUAUUGGUAUGACAACCCCUUUGUUUUUCAAUACCUUUCGUUUUGUGUUUGGAGUUUUAAGUUUGGACAACCACAGCAAUUUUUUGUUUAUUUACAUUAAAAUAGUUUGUUCAUCACUAUAUAAGGGAAAUUAUUUCUUUUUAAAAAAUUAUUUUUGUAUUAACCAUUAUCAUUAGUUACAGGAAACGUUUGGAAUGACACACAAAAGUGAUUGAGUCAUAUUUACUACUAAAUCAUUGGAGGCCUGUUAAGCAUACAUACAUACAUAUAUAAUAUGUAAUAUUUAAAAUAUGUAAAAUGUUCGCGGACUAAUAAAACGACUGAGAUCAACUGAUUUGUAAUCCUCAUAUUUUUUAGAAUGAGAAAAAAGUUGUAAGUCAACCAAAACAUACCACUCAAUAAAUUCAUAAAAUGAACUCGACGAGCUUAACGUUU
Messenger RNA from Drosophila melanogaster (fruit fly), 2999 nucleotides. It is a transcript of the gene NimC1, whose product is annotated as nimrod C1. Lineage: Eukaryota; Metazoa; Arthropoda; Insecta; Diptera; Drosophilidae. The transcript has 2 exons. The record is from RefSeq and is marked reviewed. The coding region runs from base 59 to 1927 and encodes 622 amino acids.